AUGGCAGAACCCAAGAGGUAUGUCACAUCUGAAGAGCUCAAAACUCACAACAAACCAGGGGAUCUGUGGAUCUGUAUACAGGGAAAAGUUUAUGACGUCUCAGAGUGGAUGAAAACUCACCCUGGUGGUGACUUGCCAUUGUUGAAUCUUGCUGGUCAAGACGUCACCGAUGCUUACGUCGCUCUUCAUCCAUCCACUGCUUGGCAAUAUCUCGACAAGUUCUUCAAUGGGUAUUAUCUCAAAGACUACGCCGUUUCCGAGAUCUCUAAAGAUUACAGAAAGCUUUACUUCGAAUUCACAAAAAUGGGUUUGUUCGAAAAGAAAGGGCAUGGGGUUUUAAUAUCCAUGGUCGUCAUAGCAAUGAUGUUCUCCGUGUGUGUUUAUGGUGUUUUAUUCAGCCAGAGUGCUUUUGUUCAUUUGAUUUGCGGUGGAUUAAUGGGGUUUCUUUGGAUUCAAAGUGGGUGGCUAGGACAUGAUUCCGGCCACUAUCAGAUAAUGAUGGAUCGGAAAUUCAAUCGUUUUGCUCAGAUCUUGACCGGAAAUUGUCUCGCCGGAAUCAGCAUUGCGUGGUGGAAGAGAAACCACACUGCACACCACAUCGCUGUUAACAGUCUUGAAUAUGAUCCUGACCUUCAACACAUACCAGUGUUCGCGGUUUCUUCAAAAUUCUUCGACUCUCUUACAUCCAAAUACUACGAAAGAAAACUAAACUUCGAUUCUAUAACCAGGUUCCUUGUUAGCUACCAACAUUUAACAUACUACCCUGUUAUGUGUGUAGCUAGACUCAAUCUCUUCGCUCAAUCUUUCGUGUUGCUUUUAUCGAACACAAAGGUACCCAAUAGAGGCCAAGAGCUUUUCGGGCUUCUAGUGUUUUGGAUAUGGUAUCCUUUGCUUGUUUCUUGCUUACCCAACUGGAGUGAAAGAGUGAUGUUCGUGUUAGCGAGUUUUUCAGUCACUGGGAUUCAACAUGUUCAGUUUACUUUAAACCAUUUCUCUUCAACUGUUUACGUGGGUGAACCAAGUGGAAACGAUUGGUUCGAGAAGCAAACAAAUGGCACACUCAACAUCACUUGUUCUUCAUUCAUGGACUGGUUUCAUGGUGGGCUUCAGUUUCAGAUCGAGCAUCAUCUCUUUCCAAGGUUGCCAAGAUGUCACUAUAGAAAAAUAUCUCCGAUUGUGAAGGAUUUAUGUAAGAAACAUGGUUUGCCUUAUGAUUCUGCCUCCUUCUUCAAGGCCAAUGAGAUGACGAUUGCGACCCUGAGGAACGCUGCUCUACAGGCUCGUGAUUUGACGAAGCCUGUCCCUAAAAAUCUUGUCUGGGAAGCUGUAAACAGUCAUGGCUAA
Lactuca virosa is the source of this 1344-nucleotide messenger RNA. The record is from the annotation of a GenBank genome assembly. NCBI's taxonomy places the organism in Eukaryota, Viridiplantae, Streptophyta, Magnoliopsida, Asterales, Asteraceae.